ACAAGACGGAAGCCUCUUGUAGCUACGAAGCUAGUCGCCUCCAUGUGUGUUCAGCUGUCGCAAGAGUGAGGAGUCCGCGAAACCGACCUGAGGACACGGUGUAGUCUUCUCUGUCUGAAGGCCACGAUAGGCUACAUAAAACUGCACGGCAGGAACCGACGCGGACAUGGCGACAUCCAGCUCCUGUGUUGUGAUCAGUGAUGAAGAGCAGGGGUAUGACCUGGACCUUUUCUGCAUACCAAAGCACUAUGCUGCUGACCUGGAGAGGGUCUACAUCCCACACGGACUCAUUUUGGACAGGACAGAAAGACUGGCCAGAGAGAUCAUGAAGGAAAUGGGGGGGCACCACAUUGUGGCCCUCUGUGUGCUCAAAGGGGGCUAUAAGUUCUUUGCAGACCUGCUGGACUAUAUCAAGGCCCUGAACAGGAACAGUGACCGCUCAAUUCCAAUGACAGUGGACUUCAUUCGCCUCAAGAGCUACUGUAAUGACCAGUCGACUGGUGAAAUCAAAGUUAUUGGUGGAGAUGACUUGUCUACAUUGACAGGGAAGAAUGUCUUGAUUGUGGAGGAUAUUAUCGACACAGGGAAGACAAUGAAGACGUUAUUGCAACUCCUCAAACAGUACAAUCCAAAAAUGGUUAAAGUAGCAAGUUUGUUGGUGAAAAGAACACCAAGAAGUGUUGGCUACCGACCAGACUUUGUAGGAUUCGAGGUCCCUGACAAAUUUGUGGUGGGUUACGCACUAGACUACAACGAGUACUUCAGAGAUCUAAAUCAUAUCUGCGUCAUUAGUGAAACAGGGAAGGAGAAGUACAAGGCGUGAGGAGCACUUCAUAACAAUUUUUAAUGUACGGUUGUAUCUUUUACUUUUGCAGUUCAUUUUAUAUUUUAUUACUUUCAUAUUUGUGUCAUAAAAAGUACUCAGCCUGCUCAGGGUCCCUGGAUACACUGGUACAGUGAUAAUCCUGACAGUUGCAUUUCCUGUUAUAGCCACCACACGCACACACGCUAUAUUCAACUAUAGAUUUAAAUGACUGCCUUAGAUAGACCCACAGCUGGAUUGAACAGCAUGGAGCCCAGCUUUGUCUGAAAUUAGAAGAAUGCUUCUAUGCUCCCAUACUGAUGAUUUUUUUUUUUUUAAGCUAUGGUGUAAUUUAUUCAAAGCAAUGCUGUUAACCUCAAGUACAAUAUCACAAUUGUUAUUCGACCAUAAGAUUUCCAACAUUUCACAGCCUCCUGUUUUAUAAGCUAUUGCUUUUAUUGUAAUUCUGCUUUUACCUGGAACUAUCAAUAUGGGCGCUUUUGAAGAGGAUGUUACAUUUUCUUGACAUCUGUAUGUGUAUUUUGGGACAAAACACUUAUCUAUAGUACUGUGUUGUGUGAGAACAUUUUCUUAAGAUUCACAGGUAGAAAAAAACAAACAAAAAAUACAAAUGUUUGCUGCUGUCCCUAAAUAAACACACUGGUAUGCUGAAGAUGAAAUAUCCUCUUAUUAAUAUGUAAUAGUGUUAAUGAAAUCUUUGUUUGAACAAAGCCUCCAUGCAUCUAAUGCCUUUGUGAAACAUAAAAGACACAAAUCCUUUUUAAGCUGGAAAAUAUGAAUAGUUUACAUUUGUGUAAAUGCUAAAUUGAUAGUUCAGCUGAAGUUAAAACUUAUUCAAUCAUGUUUGAAAUACUUCUGAAAUAUAUCUGUAUCUACCUGUCCCUGAAUCAGACAUAAUUUAACUACUUUUUCUUUUAAAUUUCAACUAUAUUUUACAGUCUCAUUAAAUGGUGCCACCGCUGUAAACCAGUGUUAACUGAACUUUGCAAUAUCAGCCAUUAAAUGAUCACACCUCU
This is a messenger RNA of Toxotes jaculatrix (banded archerfish), 1839 nucleotides long. RefSeq names its product hypoxanthine phosphoribosyltransferase 1 (gene hprt1). Gene Ontology annotation, molecular function: magnesium ion binding; hypoxanthine phosphoribosyltransferase activity. The record is from RefSeq and is a predicted model, not a curated record. NCBI's taxonomy places the organism in Eukaryota, Metazoa, Chordata, Actinopteri, Toxotidae. Gene Ontology annotation, biological process: hypoxanthine metabolic process; GMP salvage; guanine salvage. The coding region runs from base 167 to 823 and encodes 218 amino acids. The transcript has 9 exons.